Messenger RNA from Geodia barretti, 1189 nucleotides. The record is from the annotation of a GenBank genome assembly. Lineage: Eukaryota; Metazoa; Porifera; Demospongiae; Tetractinellida; Geodiidae.
ACUCCGUAUGGAAUGGAACCUUAUCGCUCUGGAAUAGAGACAAAUUUGUGCAUUAAUAGAGUGGGCGUGGUCAGUUUUGGGGAGAGGGGGCGCGCGCAGGGUGCGUAUUAUUAGGAAAUUACAAGCCGGCCAGUUUCUGCAGAGUGUGCGAGGGGAGAGGAGAGGGAAAAUGGAAGCGGAAAGCAGCGAGAGAACCAACUCUGUGCCCGCGGAGCCGUCGUUUCUGGACACGCCGCAAGGCCGGCGGCUCGCCUACCACCGGACGCAGGGCGCGCUCCCUGGAGUGGUCUACAUCCACGGCCUCAACUCUGACAUGAACGGGGAGAAGGUCACCUCUCUUGACAGCUAUUGCCGCUCACGGGGCCGAGCCUUUGUCCGAUUCGAGCUCUCGGGCCACGGGCGCUCCUCGGGGACUCUGCGAGAGAGCACGGUGACGGCCUGGCUGGAAGACGUUAGUGCGGUACUGGAGAGUCUCACCGAAGGACCUCAGAUACUAGUUGGUUCAUCAAUCGGCGGGUGGCUAAUGUUUCUCUACACACUCCGAAACCCUGACAAAGUCUGCGGGCUCAUCGGCAUAGCAACGGCGGCAGACUUCACCCAGAGAGUGUGGAAGGGGUUAAACAAGGAGAAGAAGGUCGAAGUUCAAAGAUCAGGUAUCUACGACAUGCCCAGUGAAUACUCUUCAGACCCGAUUCCUCUCUCUAUGGAACUUUUCAGUGACGGAGAAAAAUACACCAUCCUGGAUAUGCCUGGAAUAGAGAUCAUAAAGGCUCCGACAUGGUUGAUUCAUGGUGACCAGGACACAGUGGUACCUCCCGACAUCUCCCUCCAAAUACUGCAAAAACUGGAGUGCCCAGUUCAGCUAAGAGGAAUUGAAGAUGGAGAUCAUCGUCUGUCUAGACCUCAGGACAUCCACAUACUACAACAGGCGCUGACGGCACUACUUAACCCAGAGUCACAUGUGGAAGAAGAAGAUGAAGACUAAUCUCAUCCGCUAUCACACACGGUCCUUCCAUUGGGAAUAACUCUCUUUUUUUCAACGUCUGAUUUUUUGUAUUAGAUCAUACAAUGUUAGUAUGUCGUUAAUCACCAAAGAUACAUGCACUGACUUUCCCGUGGUAUUAUUUAUGUAUAAUGAUGUGCUUUUUCAAAGUGAAGUCGAGCUAUUGUACACUAUAAUAAUAAUUCG